UGUUGGGAAAAUUAUAUUUUUUUACAAUUAUGUGCGGAACAAAGCUGCGAAAACGUAUUCCCCGAGGGAAGUAUUUUACCUCAGUACAGUUUCCUGCUCAUCUAAAUUCUUGAUUGAACCAAUGGAAAUUCUGAGUUUUAAGAGAAGGCGGGACGCUUUGAAGGAACUGUGAAGAUCAGCCAAUCGCCGUCUGUCUUUAAACGUGACUUCAGCUUCCUAGUUCGGUUGCAGUGUACCCAUGUGGGUUCUAUGUUGACUUGCUGCCUUGAAGAAAGUUGAGUUAACUAUAUCUAUAGUUUACUGUGAAACGCCGCUUGUCGCGUGCCACAAUGUCUUCGCCUUUCUUUAUGAAGAAAAAAGAAAACCCCAAAUUUGCCAAAAAAGGGAAAAAUACAGCAGUGCUGAAACGAAAGGCUGAUGGGGACUCAGGUGGAAAGAGCAAACUACGAGCCAAGAAACCCAACUCCAAACACAACGAAGAGAUUUCUAGCGACUCUGAGACAGAGAGUCCUGUAGUGCCCAGAAAAAGACAGUCCAAGGAAGAGAUUGAUUAUGAGGAAACGCCACAGGAGAAGAAGCUUAGAUUAGCCAAACUUUACCUCGAACAGCUAAAAGAAGAAGAGGAAGAUAAAGCAGAAGAAGACUCAUUUGAGACUGAUCUGAUUGCUGGAAGACUUCAAGAAGACGUGCUUGAACAAAAAGGAAAGCUUCAGCGGCUUAUUGCCAAAGAUCUCAUGCCGCCAGAUGCUUCAGAAAUCAGGGUUUUAAGAGGACACAAACUUCCAAUUACCUGUCUGGUCAUCAGCUCUGAUGACAAGUUCAUCUUUUCUGCUGCCAAAGACUGCUCCAUCAUUAAGUGGGAUGUUGAGACUGGGAAGAAACUGCACACAAUGCCUGGCGGAAGGAAAGGUACAGAGGAUCGGCAUGUUGGACAUACAGCGCAUAUCCUGUGUAUGGCCAUAUCAUCAGAUGGAAAAUUCUUGGCCACUGGAGACGUGAACAAACUGAUCAUGAUCUGGGAGGCAGAAACAUGUAAACAUCUAUAUAAAUUCACAGGACACAAAGGGCCUGUUUCGGGUCUUUCAUUCAGGAAGGGAACUCAUGAUCUGUACAGCGCCUCUCAUGAUCGCUCAAUAAAGGUGUGGAAUGUGGACGAGAAUGCGUAUGUGGAAACUCUCUUUGGGCAUCAGGAUGCCAUCACAGGACUGGACAGUCUGAGCCGUGAGUGCUGUGUGACUGCAGGAGGAAGGGACCGCUCGGUGCGGGUGUGGAAGAUAGCCGAGGAAUCUCAGCUGGUGUUCCACGGCCACGAGGGUUCAAUUGAUUGUAUCCAGCUCAUAAACGAGGAGCACAUGAUAACAGGAGCUGAUGAUGGCUCUGUGUCUCUGUGGAGUGUCAACAAGAAGAAGCCUCUCUGCACAGUUAAGCAGGCUCACGGUCGCCAUGGUGAUGCAGGGCUGGAGCAGCCUCAUUGGGUCGCCUCGGUAGCAGCGCUUCAGAACUCAGAUACAGUCGCCUCAGGUGCCUCUAGCUGUUCACACAACUCUCAGGUGCAGCUGUGGAAGUGUGGCCAGAAUUACCGUGGGCUGCAGCCUCUAUUCAGUGUGCCAGUGUCCGGUUUCAUCAACAGUCUGAAGUUUUCGAGCUCCGGUCAGUUCUUGGUGGCAGGAGUUGGACAGGAGCACAGGUUGGGUCGAUGGUGGAGACUAAAAGAGGCCAAGAAUGGGAUCUAUGUUAUUCCUCUUAAAAGGAAACCUCCAAAUCCAGAGGAAGCCAAGUUGACUGAAUAGUGAACUGUUAAGUGUCUUAUUAUUUUGUAAAUUAAACGUUUAAAAACUGCCUA
Messenger RNA from Perca flavescens (yellow perch), 1843 nucleotides. It is a transcript of the gene rrp9, whose product is annotated as ribosomal RNA processing 9, U3 small nucleolar RNA binding protein. Gene Ontology annotation, cellular component: small-subunit processome. The coding region runs from base 330 to 1790 and encodes 486 amino acids. The record is from RefSeq and is a predicted model, not a curated record. Lineage: Eukaryota; Metazoa; Chordata; Actinopteri; Perciformes; Percidae. Gene Ontology annotation, molecular function: U3 snoRNA binding; protein binding. The transcript is spliced from 15 exons.